UCAAACCGCCCCAGUGGGAAUCCUUCCACGUGCCGCUUCCCCCUCCGCUGCCUCCGCUGCCCUUCGCCCCUCGUGGUCCUCAGCCGCACCGCCGCCUCCCUCCUGCCCAGCCGCCUCCUCCUGCCCAGCUGCCGCCCUCCGCUGCCCGCUGCUGCCACUCUUGACCCCCCCCCCCCCCCGCCGGCAUGGGCUGCGACCCUGGUGUGGACGUGAGAUGCUGCGUGAAAUGGACUCUCUUCGUCUUCAACCUCGUCUUCUGGGUUGUCGGGGCGUCGCUGGUUGCAGUCGGAGUGUAUGCACGGACGGAGAAACGAGCCGCUGGCUCCGUGGGCUCCCUGGUGGGGGACCCGGCCGUGCUGCUCCUCGUGGUGGGGGCUCUCACCUUCCUGCUCGCGUUCUGCGGCUGCGUGGGGGCGCUCAGGGAGAACACGUGCCUCCUGUACACGUUCACAGGGACACUCUGUGUGGUGUUCACGGCUCAGCUCGCCGCAGGGGUCAUCGCCUUCAUCUUUAAGACCAAGGUCGGUGCGAGCGCGCGUCACCGAGCUGGUGCACGCCGCCAUCCAGGAGUACCGGGGAGACCACGACCUGCAGAACGCCAUCGACUACAUGCAGAGAGAGUUCCUGUGCUGUGGGGCUCUGAGCCGCAUGGACUGGAAUCGGAGUCGGUACUUCCAGUGCUCCGCAGACAACCCGAGCCCCGAGCGCUGUGGGGUCCCCUACUCGUGCUGCGUGCCCAUCCAGGGGGAGGUGGUGAUGAACACCAUGUGUGGCUAUGGAGCCCAGUUGUUGCCGGACGGUAGCGGUGGUGGCGACGGCGGUGGUGGCAUCGGUGGUGGUGGCAGCGGUGUUGUGGCCAGAGCCCCGGUGUUUACCGAGGGGUGCCUGGGCCGCGUGGAGCGGUGGGUCGACUCCAACCUCCUGCUGCUGCUGGGCCUCGCGUUCGGUCUCGCUGUGCUGCAGCUCAUCGGCAUCAGCCUGGCUUGCGCGCUCAUCGCCUACGUCAAGAGGCUGCAGCAACUGCAGCAGCAACAACUACAGCAGCAGCAUCUGCAGCCGCAGGAUAUGAAGCUGAUGAUGGAGCAGGGGGACUUGUAGGUGACUCGUGCAUCGCUCGUCAGGGCAGUGACGCAGCCCAGUGGUAGUGCACUCGCCGCUUGUGGGCAGAGGGUUUACACGGUUCGAAUCCAGCGGCCACCCUGGUUAAUACUCUGGGGUGGUAUUAACCAUUCACAGGAAAAACUCCACGCAAAAUAACAGCUGCGAUGGGGAUCGAACCCGGGCCCUACUUGCUUACAAUGCGACAACCUGGCACUCACAUUAAGCCAUCACCGCACCUCACCGCUACAAACGCGCUCUGUCUGCUCGAUUCCCACAGCGAACUCCAAGAUCCACCCUGAUGGCCUACCUGCACCAUCUGGCCUUAGAUUCGCAUUGUGACCCACACACUCGAACAGAGACCCAUAUAACUACCCUGACAGUCUCCCACACCGAAAGACUCAUAUAGGAACCUAUAGAGAGACCCACAGGCUUGCUUUGCAUGUAUAGCAGAUAUCCUGUACGUUGCGAUCAUAGUCCCCUCCUGCGAACCAUUUGGCAGAACCCUCCUGAAACUGUCUUGAGUAUCGGUGAGGCUGUGCUGGGUAAACGAGGGUGAUAAUAAUUGAGUGUAAAGUUUAUUUGAUUCGUUACACGGAUGAUCCCGUUUCGCCAGUUGCCCAGGUAUGUUGCACGGGUGAUCCGUGGUUCGUGAGAACAGUAGCAGGAGCAGCGAAGACAGAAGCAUCGACAUUGCAGACACGGGGGACACGGGGGAUAUUGCACCACUAACAAACGGGGCGCUUGACGGCCGCAAACGAAAGCGACAGCACACAUCAUACAAUGAGAGCAGGACGCGCCAGGCAACGCGUGAGCGACGGGUACGAGUCUGCACCGCCGCCUUUUGGUUUCGUCGCAACAUGAAGAGGGGGAGUUGAAGGGAGGGAACCGCGCUGUCGACGAGCAGCACGGGGAUUCAGAAACGUGGAACAGCGACGCGAAACGUGUCCCCAUGCUCGCGUCGUCGUCGUCGUGGCCGAGCCACUGCCGGUUCAAGUUCAAUGCGGUGUUGUCGAGCCGCGUGUGUGCGCUCUCUAAUGCAAGUGUUCCUGUUUAUCGGCGUCAUCCCCAGCAUUCACCCACCCACCCACUCACCCACCCACCCAUUUACCCAUUAGACACAGGUUACACUCUUAAUGACCUAUUACUACUUUGAUAGCGCUGUUUGUUACUGGUCAUUUUUACGUUUCGGGCCUUUGGACCUACUGUUCUCAGCAGCUGUGUAAAACUACACUCUAUAUGUGAAUAAAUAACUUUUGUUUCGAAUUAAAGCUUUCGUGACUGCA
This is a messenger RNA of Lethenteron reissneri (Far Eastern brook lamprey), 2384 nucleotides long. Its product is annotated as tetraspanin-33-like. Gene Ontology annotation, cellular component: plasma membrane. NCBI's taxonomy places the organism in Eukaryota, Metazoa, Chordata, Hyperoartia, Petromyzontiformes, Petromyzontidae. The record is from RefSeq and is a predicted model, not a curated record.